This is a messenger RNA of Ricinus communis (castor bean), 2516 nucleotides long. RefSeq names its product probable galacturonosyltransferase 4. The coding region runs from base 295 to 2238 and encodes 647 amino acids. NCBI's taxonomy places the organism in Eukaryota, Viridiplantae, Streptophyta, Magnoliopsida, Malpighiales, Euphorbiaceae. Gene Ontology annotation, molecular function: polygalacturonate 4-alpha-galacturonosyltransferase activity. The transcript has 9 exons. The record is from RefSeq and is a predicted model, not a curated record.
AAGAGAAUCACACAACACUUAUCUGUCACUCAUUCAUCAUCGCCGCGCACUCCUCUCUCUCUUUCUUUCUUUCUUUGGGGUCUGCUUCCGGUUGCCUGUUGCCUCUGCUUCUUGCUUUCUUCUGAUUUCCUUUCUCUUCUAUACAAAUGGUUUACUUUUUGGAUAAUGGCUGCUGCUGCCUAAGCAUUUCCCAUCAAAAGAAAGAAGAAAGUCUUCGUUGAAUGAAAGGUGCUGCUUUUCAUCGGUGAUUCAUCUGUGUGUAAGAUUCAAAAUCUAUUUUCAAACGACAAAACCAUGAAAAUGAAGCUCCGGAAUUUGGUGGUGGGGAUGCUUUUGGUCACCGUAAUUGCCCCUAUUAUUCUCUACACUGAUAAUAGAUUCUCUACCUUCAACUCUUCUUCCUCCACGACCGAAUUCCUCGAAGAUGUUGCUUCUCUCACUCUUUCCGGUGAUUCCAGGGAUCAUCUAAAUGUGUUACCCCAGGAAUCCACUUCUCUUCUUAAAGAACCCAUUGGAAUUGUAUAUACUGACAACUCUACCAUUUCACCUCCACACACCUCCACCAUUCAAUUCCAUAGUUCUCCAUUACCGCAAGAUACAAGAGAGCAUAAAUCUACUAGAGUAUUAUCCGCCACCAACGACCAGCAUCAAUCUCAAACCGAUACUAUCAUCAGACAGGUUACUAAUCAACAAGCAAGUCGGACGACUGAUGCCAAUAAUAAGAAUUCCAAACAGAACCCAUCCGAUGGAGGAUCUCAAAAUGCGGUUGUGCAGCAGUCUUCUCUAACUUCUGAAAAGGUCACUGAGAAAGGACCCCCCAAGUCUAGAACUGAUAAACAGACAGCUCAAACACCUGUGCCAGAUGCUCGGGUGCGGCAACUCAGAGACCAACUUAUUAGGGCAAAGGUAUACUUGUCUCUUCCAUCCACGAAAAACAAUCCCCAUUUUACAAGGGAGCUUCGGUUGCGGAUAAAGGAAGUUCAACGUGUGCUUGGAGAUGCAACUAAAGAUUCUGAUCUGCCAAAGAAUGCCAAUGAUAAAUUGAAGGCAAUGGACCAAUCAUUGGCAAAAGGAAAGCAGGUGCAGGAUGACUGUGCCUCGGUGGUAAAGAAGCUUCGAGCUAUGCUCCACUCAAGUGAAGAGCAGCUCCGAGUGCAUAAGAAGCAAACCAUGUUUUUGACACAAUUAACAGCAAAAACACUUCCUAAGGGUCUGCAUUGUUUUCCAUUACGCUUGACCAAUGAGUACUACAGCUUGAAUUCUUCUCAGCAGCAAUUUCCAAAUCAAGAGAAACUAGAAGACCCUCAGCUGUACCACUAUGCAUUAUUCUCAGACAAUGUUCUGGCAGCAGCAGUUGUUGUGAACUCCACCAUUACCCAUGCUAAGGAUCCUUCGAAACAUGUUUUCCACAUUGUUACUGAUAGGCUCAAUUAUGCUGCAAUGAGAAUGUGGUUUCUAGUGAAUCCACCAGGCCAAGCUACUAUUCAGGUUCAGAAUAUCGAAGAGCUUACCUGGUUGAAUUCAAGUUACAGUCCUGUUCUCAAGCAGUUGGGUUCUCAAUCAAUGAUAGAUUAUUAUUUUAGGACACAUCGUGCAAAUUCUGAUUCUAAUUUGAAGUAUCGGAACCCAAAGUACUUAUCCAUCUUGAACCAUCUACGCUUUUACCUGCCUGAGAUCUUUCCAAUGCUCAACAAAGUGUUGUUCUUAGAUGAUGAUAUAGUGGUACAAAAGGAUCUUACAGGCCUUUGGUCCCUUGACUUGAAGGGCAAUGUUAAUGGUGCUGUUGAGACUUGUGGAGAAAGAUUUCAUCGUUUUGAUCGAUAUCUCAACUUUUCAAAUCCUCUUAUCUCAAAGAAUUUUGAUCCUCAUGCUUGUGGAUGGGCAUACGGAAUGAAUGUCUUUGAUCUGGAUCAAUGGAAGAGGCAAAACAUCACUGGUGUAUAUCAUACAUGGCAGAAGCUGAAUCAUGACAGAUUGCUGUGGAAGUUGGGGACCUUACCACCUGGCCUCAUCACUUUUUGGAAACAGACUUAUUCCAUUGAUCGCUCUUGGCAUGUACUAGGCCUUGGGUAUAACCCCAAUGUCAACCAAAGAGAAAUUGAACGAGCAGCUGUCAUACACUAUAAUGGUAACUUGAAACCAUGGCUUGAGAUAGGCAUAUCCAAGUACCGCAACUAUUGGGCGAAAUAUGUAGAUUAUGAUCAUGUGUAUUUGCGUGAGUGCAACAUUAACCCCUAAAAGGACCCUCUCAUUAUAUCCAAUCAUCAGAGCACCGCUUAUCCCGUGUGGCCAAACAUUUUUACAGGUCUGCAUCACUCUCUGUAGGUUCUUUUGUUAUCUAGAUAGAAGCUUCUAAGAUUAAUUCUUUCUGUAUACAAUCUUUUUUCUCUUUCUGGCGUGGUAGUUAAUUUUGGUACCCUUGGUUACAUGUCUGCAAAUUGGCAGUUGUAUUUGUAAAUGAUUCCUACAUUUACCUUAUUUUUUGCUGUAAUAUUAGUCGGUCAACGUCCUGUCUA